Bursaphelenchus xylophilus (pine wood nematode) is the source of this 4848-nucleotide messenger RNA. Lineage: Eukaryota; Metazoa; Nematoda; Chromadorea; Rhabditida; Aphelenchoididae. The record is from the annotation of a GenBank genome assembly.
AUGAACGGGCAUAGUGGGGAGCGGGAGAUAAGGGCAAUCGCCAAGUUCAACUUCGAAGGAAAGAACAAUGAUGAGGUAAAAUAUUUUUAGUUUUCCUAUUAUCGGUGUGUUUGCAAGACUAGUUGGCUUAUAAGUACCAGGAUUGCACGAGAUUGGCCUAUUGACAUGCUUUCAGCUUACGUUCCAAAAGAAUGAUGUUAUCACAAUAACACAACAAAUUGAUGGCGGUUGGUGGGAAGGCAGUUUGGAAGGGCAUGUGGGAUGGUUCCCUUCGGAUUAUGUUGGAGUCAUUAAAACCGAGAGUGAGUAUUCUAUUGGUUGUGUACCUUUUCCUUUAGGUAGUGCAAGGUCGAAUGGUGUGUCACAUGAUGCCAUUGACGGAGUUCCGGAAGAUCUGGAGAAACAGAAGGCUUUAUUUCGAACAGCGAUUGUUGAACAGUUUAUUAAAGAUGAAGCACAACAUAUUGGUGCUUUGGAAGAGGUCGCGAACGUUAUUCUGCCAGUUGUCUUCGAAGCCAAACUGUAAGUCGAAAGGUUUUUCAUUAAUUUUAUGUUGUUUAGGUUUAAUCCAACAGAACAAGCAGAUAUCAAGUCAAAUCUUCUUGACGUCAUUCACAUAAAGCAGGACGUUUUGGGGAACCUUGAGGAGACUUUCGUGUAAGAAUGUUGAGACGUUAUUCUCUGGCUCAACAAUUUUAAGUACUAUUGUUUUAGACGACCUAUUAUGGAUCAAAGGAUCGGCGAUAUUUUCCUUCGGAAGGCGGGUGAACUGAAGAUUUUGCUCCGGAUAUAUUGCUGGAAACAUCCCGUUGCAAUCCAUACAAUAACAAAGAAAUCAAAGAAGGCUGAUGAUAAUCUGGAACGUCAAAGAAAGAUUGAUUCCGUUUUAAAAAAGGAGGAGAAAAGUUUCAAGGAUUUGAUAGCUGGAUUAAGUCUGGUCUUCAGGCAUACAGACAAAUAUGCCUCGUUUUUGUUGGAAGUCGAACGGAACACCAGCCAAAGUCAUCCUGAUCUCGGAAAUCUUCAUAGGGCUUCGAUUGUUUACAGAGAGAUAGCGGUAAGCUGAUUUGUGUUUGUUUUAUUGCUUUUAGGAAGAUUGUGUUGGUAUGAGAAAGCAAAAGGAACUUCAGUUAGAAUUUCUCAAUUCCGGAUUCCUCGAGAAGGCUGUUGGAAAGGAUCACCAAGAAAAACUGGGACCUUUAAUGCAUUUCACAUCGGUUACAGUAACACAGCCAAAUCAACAAGAUCCUGACGCAGUUUUGGAUCGGUUAGUAAUGUUAUUUUUUACGUAAAUGAGUGAUUAUAUUGUUUGUAAACUUAUGAUUUAGGUCAGUUGUUUUGUGUUCAAAAGCCCUUUUGUUAUUGGAGCCGUCGAUUGAAAAGAAUACCUAUAUUCUGAAGGAGAAACUAGCCACAAACGGGUUAAUAGCGGCCAGGGAGGAGAAUUCGUUACGAAUAUCUUUUGUUAAAGGUAUGUGAUGUUAAUGCUUUUUAUUGUGCUUUAGAUAACAAUCACAUUCUGAUCGUCUCCUGUCUCUCCGCCGAAGAUUUCUACAGAUUUAAUUUGGCAUUGGACGGAUGCCAAGGAAUUGAAGUGACCACGAAGUCUGUGAAUCCAACUCCAAUUCCUUCGACUCCCGAUUCAACGGACAAUCAUAACGUCGUAUCUGAUCUUCAUAGGUCUCUGAGGCCGCCAUUGUCAAAGAAGAACUCUGUUAAUUCGAAUGGGGGAUUAAAUCAUGAACUUGAGAUGAUUGAUCCCGAUUCUUUUGGCCAGUCAUUUGAUCUGUCAAGAAGUUCAUCGUUCAAACCAUUGCAUUCUAAUCUGGAUCAGAAGGAUCGAAGGUCCAGACCGUCCAAAUUAUUCUCCGGAUUUUGUCUUCGACCAAUUCCACCGAACAAAAGCGCUGUGGCAUUGCAAACUUCAUCGUCGUCGAGCAGUAUCAAGCUGAGAAAAGGAUGUAAGUUUACUUUUCUUAUAACUUUGUUAUGAGUUUAGUGACUGCUGAAGAACAGGAGGACGCGUAUCUCUUCAAAAUUAUCGAGGGAUACUGUGGACCCCCGAGCUCGUCUAAUAAUGUGUCAAAAUUCAACUCCAGAAUGAAUGUUUCGUCUUCUUCAUUACAUCACAAGCCACAAGUUUACAUCGAGGAAGUGAGACCUCAAGUGAUCGUUGCUGGCGAUGAGAAGUUGCUGAUAGAGGAAGCUACAGAUGAUGGGGUAGUUUUCAAAGAAAAGACAUUGGUAGAUACUGUUUAUGAUAUGAGCACCAGAAUGACUGCAUUGGAAAAGGUAAUUAUAAUUGAUGAUUUAUGUUAUACUUGAAGAGCACGGGUAAUAUGAGUUUUGGCUUGGAAUAUAAGUUGUGUUAAAUCAUUUCCACGUUUUAGCAAAUCCAUGACUUGACAAAAAUCGUGAUCCAAGAGCAGAAGAAUCGCCGCCGUCUGGAGGAAAGUCUCCGUCGCCAGAGUAAUAAUUAUUCCCAUACCUCAUCUCCUAAGCCAGAGUUAAUAGAAAGUACAAGUAGUUAGAUGUCUACGUGUCUAAACCAACGCCUUACAUACCAUAUUUGUCCUAUACGUCUUACAUGUAGCAUAUUUUGUUCAGUGCCUUAUAUUGUACAAUAAAACGGAUGAUUACUUAGUAUGGAGUUUUGGAGGGCGAUUGCAAUGGUUGAUUCCGGCUAUUUUGAUGUUAUUUUGUGGUGUUCUAUGAAGGUUUAUUGUGUUAUAUAUAGAGUGAUCAUUGAUUUUCAGCAUGGCAAAGUUUAUUGAACUCCGACCCGACCGGUCGCUGUUGAAUCCCGACUUUGAUCGGUAUGUUUUGUCCAGUCGAAAAGCGGAUCUCCGAAAAGUUGCAAUCAAAACAGGUAAGUAUUAAAAUGUUUUUUAUUUUUGGUGGAUUAGUUUUAGUUCUUAUGAAUUACAAUUUCAGCCAGACCUUUUUCUCUUUCAAGUGAACAAUAUGGAUAUCAGCAUGGUUUGCUUGCUUCGGCAGUGGAUCGAUUGGUUAUUGAUCUUUUUAUCCCGUCCGAGGAUCACUUAUAUUUCUUUGCUCAAGACGGGAAGUUGGUAAAAUUACUGUAUAAACCAAAGGUAAGAUAACCUUAGUCCUUAAAGUGAAAAUUAAUUUUAGUUGGGGAAUUGCAUCUCGGCUCAAGAUGUAAUCGAAAUCGACUUCUCAUCCACCUCCAACAAAUCUUAUCCGCCAAGUUUAAUCUUCCCGGAUCAAGAUUUUGCUGUCAUUUCCAAUGGAACGGGCACUUUGUACGUCUACAAAACUGGUGAUCGAACUCAAAGUCAGCCAUGGAGUUGUGUUCUGCAGCUGAAGAUUGAUAACACUUUCGAAAAUUUGAUUGGUGAUCAAAACGUUGAGAAUGUGGUGCCAUUUGUUGUUGUGGAUGUCAGAUCCAAGGAUCAAAAUCAAUUGGCGAUUCUCGUGCAAAGUGUGGAGAAGGAAAUGGAAUCUGAGAAGAGCAACUUUUAUUCACGAUUAGUCUGGUUGGAUGUGGAUUUGAAUGAGGGAAAGGUCAGCAGAAGAAGGGAGUUACAGUACCAUGGUAAGUGAGAUGAUUUGUUAUUGGAUGUUGUACCUUUAGGAAAUCUUGAAAUGGCCACACUAAACUUCAAUGCAACGGAGAUCUUAACUGUCGGCUCCGGACAAAUCCAAUUUCGCGCAGACACGGAGAAAGAGAUCAAUUCAGAUGUACAGGAUGUUGAAAUGAACGACCCUCAAAAGCCGGUCUAUGUGUGGACACAGAAUGCAGAAGAAAUCAAUAUAUCCUUCUCGUUGGGUGAGAAGAUCGAGAAAAAAGAUGUGGAGUAUCGGGUGAACUCUGGGGGAAUUUUGGUCAAAGUUAAAGGGCAUUUGUUGUUAGAAGGACAACUUGAAGGCUCUGUCCAUGCGGACUCUUCGGUGUGGACGAUUGGACCGGAUCAGUAAGAAAUUUUAAUUCUGAUAUUUGCCUUUGUUUUGCUUUUCAGAUGAUAUUUUAUAUUGUUUUAGUCUGGAGCUGACAUUAUUCAAAACUCGAGGGCACUUUUGGCGAGAUCUUGUCCCCACCGAUACCCGAGGCCUUUACGAACCCGAUUCUGAUGCCAUUCAAAAGGCCAUAGAAUCUCUGGAAAAGUUCACAACAGACAAACAGGAACUGCCCUCAGGCGAUGCCCAACAAUCCACAUUCAAUCCGGAGCAGUUGGAGGAAUGCGAUGCCACUGGUGACCUCCCAACAUUCAUCCAUUGGACUGAUGGUGAUAGUCAUAAACUAGUCCAGUCUGCGGAUAUCAGCUCAAGUCAGAUCAUCUUCCAGACCAGACUCCAACCCGGAGGGCCGAGGACAUUGUGCACAAGAAGUGAACAUGAUGGAAUUGUGUGGUCGCUAGAUGAGGUUGAUGUGUCCAACGAUAGUCGAAUUGCACAUAAAUUCACGUUGAACGCAUUUGGAUACGUUCAGGUAGAAUUUAAUUUUUUAAAGUGGCUGAGUUGAGUGAUUUGUUUCAAUGAUUACUUCCAGGCUUCACAUUCCAAUAAGGUCGGCACAAAUUGCGCAACAGAUGGCAGCUUCGCUUUCGUGUGCCACUCUGAUCACCAUUUGUUUGUUUAUCUUCAAAGUGUUCCAGUUACAGCCGGUAUGUUAUUUCUGUUAUUGGUAGACAGGGUUUAGACUGUGUCCUCAAGAAUCGCAAGUCCGGAAAGUCGGCGACAAACUUUUCCGAACAGCUCGUUGUCAAUACAGCAUCAGCGCUGGAUCCCUCGGACAAUCCCCUAAUCCUUGGCCAUGCCCAUUCCAAUCAAAUGGUCUACCUACUCACAGCGAACGCUGUAAUUGCCGCCCAUGUCAGAGUUUGA